Molecule: messenger RNA, 681 nt
Organism: Manacus vitellinus (golden-collared manakin)
Lineage: Eukaryota; Metazoa; Chordata; Aves; Passeriformes; Pipridae
Product: alcohol dehydrogenase 1-like
Exons: 4
Coding region: 1-681 (226 amino acids)
Biological process (GO): retinoic acid metabolic process; retinol metabolic process
Cellular component (GO): cytosol
Molecular function (GO): all-trans-retinol dehydrogenase (NAD+) activity; zinc ion binding
Source: RefSeq, a predicted model, not a curated record
AUGGGCAGUUGUAGUUUUGGUGAUUGUAGGACAACCAUCCCCAGCUGUUUGCCAAAGGUGAACAUUCCCAUGCAGCGUAAUCCUCUCGGUUGCUUCCAGGUUAUCAGAUGCAGAGCUGCUGUUGCCUGGGCCGUGGGCAAAGAACUCUCUGUUGAGGAGGUGGAGGUUGCGCCUCCAAAGGCAGGUGAAGUCCGGAUCAAGAUUGUGGCCACCGGCAUCUGUCACACAGAUGAACACGUUUUGAAAGGUUGCUUUCCUAAUGUGGAAUUCCCAGUUAUCCUAGGCCAUGAAGGAGCUGGGAUUGUGGAAAGUGUUGGAGAAGGAGUGACCUCUGUGAAACCAGGAGACAAAGUCAUUCCCCUUUGCCUCCCUCAGUGUGGGGAAUGCAGCUUCUGCCUGAAUCCUGAAUCCAAUUACUGCCUGAAAUGCCAUCUCUCUGAACCACAAAACCUGAUGCCUGACAAAACCACCCGGUUCACUUGCAAAGGGAAGCAGAUCCACCACUACCUGUGGGUCAGCACCUUUGCAGAAUACACCGUGGUCCCAGAGUACGCCGUUGCCAAGAUAGAUCCUGCAGCACCUCUGGACAAAGUCUGCUUGCUCGGCUGUGGGUUUUCCACAGGCUAUGGGGCUGCCAUCAACACNAAUCCCACUCUCUGCUCCUGCUUUGGCAGGAAAUAG